CUUCGAUUUCUUGUCGUUUUGAGCAAUGAAAUCCGUUUGCAUGUCGUUAUUUCUCUGAUCAGUGUGUCGCUACGUGUUUAAUUACAUUGAAUCUCUAGCGUUUGAAUGAAUUGACGGCCGCAUGCAAGUGUGUUACUCUGUUAAUCUGUUAUUUGUGACAAUUUGAUCUUUUUUGUUUGAUUAAUUGUUAAUUUCGUGUUUUGUAUCGAUUAUUAUCGAGACAUUUUUUGUUUGGUUUUGCUCUUUCGUUUCGGUAUCUUAUUUAGCUGUUUUCGCCGAAAGACAGGUUGAUUUGGUUUUUGUCCGAGCCUGUGAUGAAUUGGUAGUUUGAAUGGGAUGUGACGAGAACAGUGAAAUUGGGUUCUUUAGGCUUCUCUUUUGUUCUGUGCGAGUAAUGGUGCUUGAUACAGGUGUAAUGGCGAGUGGCCAAAAGUUAUGCGUGGUUUCAAGUCUCAAAGAAGGAAUGGAUAGUCUACAUAUUGAAGAUUGAAGUGAAAGUGCAGUUUCUUCCCUUGCAAAUUUUGACAUAAGGAACGCAGUUCUGUUGGGAAUUCAGCACCAUGACGUCGUCUGUGCAUGACCAGUCAUCUAAUUCUGAUAAAGAUGCAUCAGAGGACCAACAAAAGCAAUCAGAACCACAAAUUGAACAGCAGACUGCUGCAAAUGGAGUGGUCAAUGCAGGCGUGACAUCCCCACCUACUGAGUAUACAGCACCUCCACAAGUUGAAGUCGGACUUGCUGUGGCUCAAGCUGCUUACCCAUAUCCAGAUCCUUACUAUAGAAGCAUAUUUGCCCCAUAUGGUGCACAACAUAUGAUUCAACCCCCAUUGGUAGCGGUUCAACCUGGCGUUCCAUUGCCAUCGGAUGCAGUUGAAGAGCCUGUUUAUGUGAAUGCUAAGCAAUAUCAUGGUAUCUUGCGUCGCCGACAGUCCCGUGCAAAAGCUGA
Macadamia integrifolia is the source of this 946-nucleotide messenger RNA. Its product is annotated as nuclear transcription factor Y subunit A-7-like. Gene Ontology annotation, biological process: regulation of transcription by RNA polymerase II. NCBI's taxonomy places the organism in Eukaryota, Viridiplantae, Streptophyta, Magnoliopsida, Proteales, Proteaceae. The record is from RefSeq and is a predicted model, not a curated record. Gene Ontology annotation, cellular component: CCAAT-binding factor complex. Gene Ontology annotation, molecular function: RNA polymerase II cis-regulatory region sequence-specific DNA binding; DNA-binding transcription factor activity, RNA polymerase II-specific.